GCGCUUCACUUCAAUCCUCUCCAGCCGAAGCAGAAAGGCAGCCUCCUUGAUCUUCAUCAAAACAAAAUGAUAUCCUACAGAUCCUCAAGCAUGUCAUCUGGUGGUGGAGCCUACCUGGGCAGCAGCAGGUCCAUGUAUGGUGGAGCUGGAGGCACUCAGGUCAAGAUCUCCUCUGGUGGCUCUUCCAUGUCCAUGUACAGUGGCAGCAGUGGCGGUGGUGGAGCUGUCUUUGGCCUUGGUGGUGGAGCAGGAGGUGGGUUUGGCUUCAGCGCCAGCAGCGCCGGCAGCAUAGACAUCUCUGCCAAUGAGAAGGCCACCAUGCAGAAUCUGAACGACCGUCUGGCCAGCUACCUGGAGAAGGUGCGCAAGCUGGAGAAGGCCAAUGCUGAGCUGGAGCUGAAGAUCAGACAGUUCCUGGAGAGCAAGACCUCCCCCUCGGCCAGAGACUACACUUCCUUCUACGCCACCAUUGCAGAGCUGCAAGGCAAGAUCCAGGAUGCGACCAAAGUCAACGGUUCCAUCUACCUUUCCAUCGACAACGCAAAGCUGGCGGCCGAUGACUUCAGGAUCAAGUACGAGAACGAGUUGUCCAUGCGUCAGUCGGUGGAGGCCGACAUCGCCGGGCUCAGGAGGGUUCUGGACGAGCUGACACUGAGCCGGACCGACCUGGAGAUGCAAAUCGAGGGCCUGAGGGAGGAGCUGAUCUUCCUCAAGAAGAACCAUGAGGAGGACCUCCUGGCGAUGCGAGCUCAGAUGAGUGGCCAGGUGAACGUGGAAGUGGAUGCUGCUCCAGGUGAAGACCUCACUAAGAUCAUAGCGGAGGUCAGAGAGCACUAUGAGAAUGUUGCUGCCAAAAACAACCGAGACCUGGAGACCUGGUACCAGACAAAGACAGAAGUAUUGAACAAAGAAGUCGCCAGCCACACAGAAACCCUCCAGACCUCCAGAUCUGAGAUCACGGAGAUCAAGCGAACAUUGCAGGGCCUGGAGAUUGAGCUGCAGUCUCAGCUCAGCAUGAAAAAUUCGCUGGAGGCCACGCUGGCUGAAACUCAGAACCGGUACGGCAUGCAGCUGGUGGCUUACCAGAGCCAGGUGACCAUGCUGGAGGAACAGCUGUUGCAGCUGAAGGCCGACCUGGAGAGACAGGGACAGGAGUACCAAGUGCUGCUGGACAUCAAGACCAGGCUGCAGAUGGAGAUCGCCGAGUACAGGAGGCUGCUGGACGGAGAGGCCAGCAGCAGCAUCACCACCACCAGCUCCAGCUCCACCUCCACCACCACACAGAAAGUGAUCACCAUCGUAGAGGAGAUCGUGGAUGGGAAGGUGGUGAGCUCCUCCAGCGAGACCGUCAGUCAGACCAUCUGAGCACCAGCACCAAAAUAAAUGUGCAAAUAAAUGUCUGCUGAGGCGUUUCAAAAUAAAA
Messenger RNA from Scatophagus argus, 1423 nucleotides. Its product is annotated as keratin, type I cytoskeletal 13-like. The transcript is spliced from 7 exons. Lineage: Eukaryota; Metazoa; Chordata; Actinopteri; Scatophagidae. The record is from RefSeq and is a predicted model, not a curated record. Gene Ontology annotation, molecular function: structural molecule activity. Bases 67 to 1365 code for a protein of 432 amino acids.